AUGAAUUUUGUUCUAGGAGAUAUCGAAACCGACUCGAGACUGACUAAUCUUGAAAAGCUGAACCAGAAUGGUGGGAAAGUUCUGUUCAAAGUUAUGCCAAAUUCAUGCACGUUUAUCAGCGGAUUAGCCCCCUCCUACUCUACGAGGUAUAGCGAGAAAGCUCUUGGAGAAUACAUUGAAAUCAAGCCAUUUAAGAGAGCUAUUGGUAGACUCAACGAUGUUUUGUUCCAAUUCUGGCCAUGUAGUAUAUGAUACUAUAUCUUUGGUCUCUUUUUGGGAAUUUUUACUUGAGGCCUCACUUGUCUUCUUCCAUAUAUUUGUAUCAAAGAUGCCAAAAGGGAGAUAGAUUACGAAGUAAAAGCACUAAACAAGGAAAUUUUUCAUCCAAAAGGACUUGAGAUCGAAUACCAAGGAUGCUGCUAUUGGUCAUGAUUUAGAAUAAAAGUGUUAGAAGAAGAUGAAAUGACACAGCUAGAAAGGUCCCCGCUAAGUUAUAAUUCAUUCUCAACAAAAGAGGAGACUGUUUAGAACUAUCAAUGUUUAAUUCCAUUGUUAUCAUUAAAUUU
Molecule: messenger RNA, 566 nt
Organism: Moneuplotes crassus
Lineage: Eukaryota; Ciliophora; Spirotrichea; Euplotida; Euplotidae
Source: the annotation of a GenBank genome assembly